This is a messenger RNA of Lactuca sativa (garden lettuce), 1220 nucleotides long. RefSeq lists its product as uncharacterized. Lineage: Eukaryota; Viridiplantae; Streptophyta; Magnoliopsida; Asterales; Asteraceae. The record is from RefSeq and is a predicted model, not a curated record.
UUGGCCUUAAAUUCUCAUUUUUUCGAAAAGUAUGGGGAAUUAUUUUGAAAUUUUGUCUAAUUUACAUAGCCAAUCAGAAAAUCAAGAAAUCCUCUGAUUCUAACAGCUUAUCCUCAGAGAGAAUCAAGUUCUCUUUCCGCUGAUGACCAUAUCCAGAUAACCUAUCUCUCCCCCAUCGUCCUUUCAUCUCAAUUUUUUUCAGUUCAGCAGUAAAACCAGCAAAUGUCUCUGCCAUCGCAGACGCCGCCACCAUCAGUGCACAAAACCCUUCCCAAGUCUUUCUCUGAUUUCAUCUUCUCCGCCUUUUCUCUCUUCAACCUCUACUCCUCUACGCCUAACCUAUCUUCCAGUUAUAAUCAUCAUCGCCGUUUCUCUAAGCUUCCUAUUAUCCCGUUAACCAAGAAUGCCGUGAUCAACCAGCAUCACUUUUCCACCCCGCAAUCCCUCUCCGAUUGGCUCCGCCCCCGUCUCCCCUCCGAUUCAUUCGCCGCUUGGGGAACCAGACCCGGCACCAAGAACAUCCACAACCUAUGGAUCGAGCUCUACGAGGGAGAAACAUCUCUCGCCGACUCUAUCCCCCCUGUUCGUACGGUGGAAGUGGUCGUGGUUCGGGUGAGAGAUGAGAGAGAUAGAAUCUUGAUCGAAUCCCACCAAGAACUGUCAAACGGCCACGUUAGAAAUCGGUCGAGACCACUAUCUGAGAAAAUGAAGCCUGCGGAGACGGUAGAAGAAGCUGUUUCGAGAGCGGUGAAGGAAGAACUAGGUUCGAUUAUAAACGGUUCUUGUGAAGAUGAGAUUGUGGAAAUUAUACCUGGUUCUUAUUCGAGUAAGGUGGAGGAGAAGCUUUCUGUAUCAUACCCUGGAUUGCCAGCUUGCUAUGUUUUACAUACUGUAGAUGCUCUGGUUCAUGGUUUGCCAGAUUGUGAAUUUUGCACCAUAGAAGAGGAGAACAAUGAAAUUUUCGAUGGCAUGGAAGUGGCUGAAGGAGCAGUUUCGUGUAAGAAACACUACUGGAAAUGGGUUGAUUCUAUUUAAUACCGUUUCACUAUGAUUUUUGCAUGUAUAUAUCUAGAUAUGGGUGGAGGUGAGUUUAAGAAUUGCAUUUCUUUGUGCAUAUAGUUCACACUUGAGUGUUGGAACAAAAUAAUGAAAAGAAGCUUUCUGUAGCUUCAGUAAGGUGUAAAAGUAAAACUGAUCUUUUAAUUAUAAACUUGAGUAUA